AUGGCUGCGGAUCCCACCGCCGCCGGUCCAGGCGGCCUCUCCGAAGAACAGGCCGCGGUGUACGACCGCCAGUUGCGCGUUUGGGGGGUCGAGGCGCAGCGUAGGCUCGGCGCAUCGCGCAUCCUCGUCGCGGGUCUUACCGGCCUCGCCGCCGAGGCGUGCAAGAACGUCGCGCUCGCGGGCGUCGGCGCCCUCGUCCUUUACGACGACGGCGCCCCGGCGGUGGAUGCCGCGCCCGGAAACUUCCUCGCGGCGUCGGGGCUCGCGGACGCUGCGGGAACCGCCGACGCGGACGCCCUCACCGUCGCCAACGCCACCGCCGCGACGCUGCGCGAGAUGAACCCCUUCGGCGAGAUCUCGAUCCUCCCGGGACCGAGCGAUCUGUCGGGGAUCGACGCGGCGGCGGUGAAGGGAUGCGACGCGGUGCUCGUCACCGGAUGCUCGCUCGCCGUCGCGGAGAGGAUCAACGACGCCUGCCGCGACGCCGGCGCGUCCUUCUUCUACGGCGAGUGUCGAGCCACCGUCGCCAACUUCUUCGCCGAUCUCGGGCCAAACUUCAGGUACGCCGUCGAGAGAGGACGUUCAAACACGGCGGAGAAGGACGGAGACGCGGCUAACAACGCCGGCGCGGACGCCGCCGUCGUCUCGUCGUUCGUCCCGCUGCGAGAGGCGGUGACCUGCAAGUGGUGCACCCUGGGCGACGGCAGGGAGGGCGGGGUGAGGCGGGUCAACAGGCUCGCGCCCGCGUGGUUGCUUUCAAAGCGUUUCGAGCGAUCGCUUAAACGCCCUCCGUCCGCUCAAGACGUCCCCACGAUGCUCGCGGAGGUGCCCGCGCUGGAAAAGGAGCACGGGGUGAAGCCCGGGUGGCUCGGGGACGCGCGGUGGGCUGUGGAGGACGUCGUGGCCGGGGCUUCGGGGGUGGGCGACGGGGGGGAGUCACCGGCGGUGGCGGCGGUGGUUGGCGGGAUCCUCGCGCAGGAGGUGCUCAGGUCGGUCACCGGGAAGGGGGAGCCGGUGCGGAACUCGUUCUUCUUCGGCGUGAGGAACGGUCAGGGGACGGUGGAGAAUAUGGGGUGCCCGACGUGA
Messenger RNA from Micromonas commoda, 1086 nucleotides. RefSeq lists its product with no specific name. Gene Ontology annotation, biological process: protein sumoylation. The record is from RefSeq and is a predicted model, not a curated record. Gene Ontology annotation, molecular function: SUMO activating enzyme activity. The coding region runs from base 1 to 1086 and encodes 361 amino acids. NCBI's taxonomy places the organism in Eukaryota, Viridiplantae, Chlorophyta, Mamiellophyceae, Mamiellales, Mamiellaceae. The transcript has a single exon. Gene Ontology annotation, cellular component: cytoplasm; SUMO activating enzyme complex.